UAUAUGGUCGCUAAGAGUUAACAUUGUCUUAAUCUAAUCUAAUGAAUCACAAUAUGAAAUUUCUUAGCGGGAAUUCCAUCCCAUUCCAUGUACAGAGAAAUAUUGUUUUAAUUUUGUUAAAAGAAUAGUUGGCAGUUAGAUGACAUCUCAGUUCCAAGCAUGAGCUUUUUCCAAACAUUGACCUGUCUCUAAGCCCAAAGCCCACACAUACAAUUUCCGAAGGUAAGGAGAAGAGCCUGUUUGUUUUCUUUACAACAAUCCAGACCCUGACUAGAUGAUUUCUCUGAGCUAGCUCUUGGGACUCCCGGUUUCUGCAAAAGCCUUUUCCUUCUAUCCACAACAGCUGGAUAUGAGGGUUUUGGCAGUGCCUGUUGCCUAGCAACAAAAGUGUUGCUUUCGACUUCUUUGGCCUUUCUCUGCAUUCCUGCCCUGCCUCUGAGGCUCCAGCCAGCCGUGUCGUUUCUCAGUAUAACCGCGAUUGCCAGCAAUAAGCCAAAGCCAAGGAAAGUCGGGCAAAGCCCCUGUGUUUCGCUGCCCUUCCCAGCUGGGGCCGACUUAUGGCCGCCGCCUCUGGUUCGGUUCUCCUGCUGGGGGAUCCAUCUGCUUUUGCUGCCUCCCUCAAGACUCUCAUCAACAACCCCCAGUUCAGUGAUGUAACUUUUCUGGUUGGCAAAGAGAAGCAGAAAGUUUUUGCACAUCGCUGUCUACUCUCCACCCGCUGUCAAGUUCUACAUGCAAUGCUAAGCCAGCCCAAUGACACACAUGUUCCGCUGAUCUUGAAUCACAUGCAACCAGAAGUGUUCCUUACAGUCAUUGAGUACCUGUACACCAAUGGUGUCACUCUCAACAAUCUUACUGUCCUUGAGGUUUUGACUUCAUCCAUUGAGUAUGGGUUAAAUGACCUCAGAAAGCUAUGCGUUGAAUUCAUCAAAGACACACUAAACGUGAACCAAGCAUGUGAGGCCUUUCAGGCAGCAGUGGCAUAUGGACUACUAGAUUUGCAAAUAUAUUGCUUGGCCUUCAUUGAGAAUUAUACUCAGGAGGUGACACAAACACGUGGGUUCUUGGAACUUUCAGAACAGGCAAUGCAAAUUAUUUUGCAGAGUGACUGUUUGGCUAUUGACGAGAUGAAGCUGAUCCAUGCUGUACGAGAAUGGGCUCAUGUUGGGUCUGCUGUGCUUGAUAGGACUGUACAUGACAUGGCACAACCUGUGGUGCCACAGCUCCGUCUGGCUCUGCUGUCCCCAAGGGAACUGACCUCUCUGGAAGAACAGAACAAAAAAGACCAGAUGAUUCCGGUAGAGAGUUUUGCUGAGGCCUGGAAAACCCAUGCUCUGUGGAAGAGGCGUGGGAUGCAAUCCUCCUUGUGCCAGCGCCGGCAUGGCACAUUGCCUCGAGUCCAUCAUCGCUACCUUGACCCACAGCAUAAGUGACAUGGCCUUACUGAUUUACAGAAGAAGGCAGCAGAUGCAGGGGAGAAUAUUGCCCUCAAGCUCCAUGAAUGUGUUUAGCAAGUGCACCUGGCUCCUAUAGAUCAGGGGAGAAAUGGCUGCUCUUUGCUUGUGUUAAAUACACCUCCUCCUCCUCCUCCUCCACCACCACCACCACCACCACCACAAUCUUAAGCCACCAGGCAUACUUCCAUCCCCUCACUUUAUCUACCUAGAUGCUCUGCAAAGAGCAAAGGCUAGACUGAGAGAAAGACUUGCUUGCAAGAGCCAGCUACAAUUGACCUGAGACAGUUGGUUAUCCGAGACAAAGAUGGCAUCUUCUCCAAUCCAUAAUACAAAGAAACCAGAUGAAUUGAGCUCUUUUUCUGUGACAGUUGCUGCUGAAGCUCCACGGUUAAAGCUGGAGAAUAUUAAGUAAUAAUAACAAUAAAGAAUUAGGUGAAUGUUCCUCAUGUUGACCGCUGUGUAAUUUCUUAAACGUCUUCAUGGAAAUAUCUCUAAAAUGGUCAUCUUCGUGUGCUAGCUUCCGUUUCAUUUGAGGUUGCCUGCGUGA
Thamnophis elegans (Western terrestrial garter snake) is the source of this 2004-nucleotide messenger RNA. It is a transcript of the gene BTBD19, whose product is annotated as BTB domain containing 19. The transcript is spliced from 9 exons. Bases 558 to 1433 code for a protein of 291 amino acids. Gene Ontology annotation, molecular function: protein binding. NCBI's taxonomy places the organism in Eukaryota, Metazoa, Chordata, Lepidosauria, Squamata, Natricidae. The record is from RefSeq and is a predicted model, not a curated record.